Molecule: messenger RNA, 387 nt
Organism: Cinara cedri
Lineage: Eukaryota; Metazoa; Arthropoda; Insecta; Hemiptera; Aphididae
Source: the annotation of a GenBank genome assembly
AUGAUUCAUAAAUUGGAUUUGCCGGCCACCAGUUAUUUCGUUUUGAUGGGAAUGAAAAUACUAGCCCACAUUCUUAUCGCUGUUAAGAAUACAUUUGCCGCUGAAAUGUUAUCUGUACCGAUGAUUCCGGUUAGCAAUAUCGAGCUACUUUUCGUUUUAGUCGUGUUUGGCAACAAGAAAAUCAUUUUGGGCGGAGUUUACGUUCCACCGGUAAGCGGCUCUGAUAUCUAUGAUAGUCAUAUACACUCAGUUGAAUUUCUUCAUUCACAAUACUCUGAUAACGAGUUUAUUUUUAUGGGUGAUUUUAACUUACUGUCAGCGAACUGCGACGACUCUAAUUUAGGUGUCCAUUUCUCUCCUUCUUCUACUCAAUCAGAUUUUAUAUGA